UCUUCAUAUAUAUCUUAUCCAUUUAUUACCCAAUCUUUUCUGCUCCCUUUCUUUCCUCCUAUAUAUUUCAUCUCAAUUCUUUAAAUCUUAUUACUUUUUUCCUCCUUCUUGUUGCAAAUUAAAUUCAAAGAUGAGUCACAGCCAGCAGAAUCAGCCUUCAGUUGCCUACCCACCAGCAUCUACUGCCCCAGGACCCUAUGUGGCUCCACCACCAGCCGGUUACCCUAUGAGCAAAGACGGUCAAGAGCAAUAUUCUCAAAAUCCUGCUGCCCCCGAAACCAAGUCCAGAGGUGAUGGAUUCUGGAAGGGAUGUUGUGCUGCCCUAUGCUGCUGUUGUGUUUUGGAUGCAUGCUUCUGAAGAUUUACACAGCUUUAGAAGCUUAAUUAUGUUCAUUCAUUGGAGUUUCCUUUUGUUUAUAGGAUUAUUAGUUUGAUUUGUUUGAUUCUCAUACACUGAGAAAUUAUAUGUUUUUUCCUUAAUGAACAUGAAGAUCAGACUGCUAGGUUUCUCUCCUCGUGCUUUUAUAUUUGAAUAAAUCAUUAUUGUAUUUUUUCCCUAUUGUGGUUGAAUACAUCAUUAUUGUAUUUUUUUUUAUGGAGGUUGUAUUGUCACAAUCAAUUUAGUUUUGUCUAUGGA
Messenger RNA from Theobroma umbraticum, 637 nucleotides. RefSeq names its product protein CYSTEINE-RICH TRANSMEMBRANE MODULE 6-like. The record is from RefSeq and is a predicted model, not a curated record. Gene Ontology annotation, cellular component: plasma membrane. NCBI's taxonomy places the organism in Eukaryota, Viridiplantae, Streptophyta, Magnoliopsida, Malvales, Malvaceae.